CUUUCUUCUCGAAAGCUCUAGUUGUACAUACAAAAGGGCUGCUGUUCACUUCUGCCCCGUCCUCCAAGCGAUGCUUGUUAGUUCAAUUCGCCCCCGCUGUUACGUUGGCAGCAUAGCUUGCCCGCGAGCUCCUCUUCCACUUUUGCCUUGUUGGUGAAAGCGUCACCAUGCCCGCUAUUCAGCACUUGCUACCAUACGCUCAUACGCUGCUUUUCGCCAGAUCCUCUGUGAACGGCACUGUCAAUGAUGGCGACUUAGCUAAGGUCGUCGGCUGGGUCGCUUCGAGCAAGGAUCGAGGCACAGUCGACAUCUUGUGGUCGAGCUGUUUAACCAUCUUCCUUUGCGUGUGGAUAGCUACCUACCCCAACGCCCCCUCCCCUAACGACAAAUGGUAUCACCACUUCGUCGACAAACUUAAUCUCGCCCUCAUCGGCUUCCUGGGACCGGACUUCCUGUUUGGCCUUGCUAUCGGGCAGCUGGCCAGUGCAAAAAAAAGUGUCAAGAUGUUCCGAGAGGCCCCAGAGCUUUCCCAUGGCACGACUUGGACUUUGACGCAUGGUUUCUUUGCCGACAUGGGCGGCUUCCACCUUCGAGCUUCCGAUUUCCCCCAGGGAUUUCCCAUAAAUGCCGAGCAGCUAUUUUAUCUUAUCAAGCAUGGCCAUCUCGACUUUCCUAUCUUGACAAAGGAGGAAAUAGGCAGUCGGAGCAAGGUUGAUAAUUUGUCCAAGAUCAUUACCGUCUGGCAAGCGUUUUGGUUCGUUGUCACCGAGAUCCAGAGGAUUACCAGGGGCUACCCCAUAACAACUUUGGAGCUUACCGCCAUGUCUUUUGCCGUGGUCAUGAUCGCCACAUCCGCCAGCUGGUACUUCAAGCCCUCCAUCAGCCAAGUUACCAUCCUCGACACUAAGGACAACAGGACGAUUCGCGCAAUCCGGAAUUUCGCCCGGCUGGAGACACACCCAGGCUUGCCGCAUAAAUACUACCGCACCCCGCUCGACUUCAUUUCCAGGCGUGGAUUCCAUCUGGAAAGGCACUGGCGAUACUACUCGGAGUUGACCUACUGGGUUCACUUUCCCCUCUUCAACCGACAAAUGAAUGUCACUCCUUGGGAUCGGUUCCCGUCCGAUAUAUUUCUCCCCGUCGACGACUUGAUCCUCAUCCUUUUUGGUUUCUUCAUCCAGGCUCCAUUUAGCGUUUGCCUUCUCGUCGCUUGGAACUUCCAUUUCCCAACAACCGCAGAGCGCGACCUGUGGCGGGUUUGCUCCGUUUAUCACUCGGUCUUUUCCUUCCUGGGCAUGGUGUACUUUUCAAUUCAUCUAUUUACCCUCUGGAAGAUGGCAGGCAAAGGCAAGGACAAAAGAGCUAGUACUGGCAGCGGUUCAAACAGCAACAACGUGCUUCGCCUUCCCACUACCGACGAGGAGAUCAGUUUGACUCGGAGGGGAGCUGAGGAUUCGGAUAUGUCCGAAGCCGCCGACGCGGCGAGGCCCGUGGUGCAUAGAAAGACAGGACUGCCAAAGUCCAUGUCUCGGUUCGAGGCCUGGCUGGUUCAGUGGCGGAACAUUUCACCCGACCAAGACCCCGACAUGGAGGUGCCGUUGCGGUGGAUAGCCCCCAUCUUCUUGGCCUCCGCCACAUACAUUUUCUGCCGCCUAUACAUUUACAUUGAGGAUUUUGUUGGCCUUCGGUCUCAACCGCAGGGAGUUUACAUGACCGUCAACAAGUUUGUCCCGUUUCUUUAGCCUGCGGGGACACGGUACGGGGCGUUAUUGGAACAGAAUGUUGUGCUGAUCGCCGGGGAAUCGAACAGGACCGGGAGAUAAGUAGCUGCAAUUUAAUAUGAUUGGAUUCGA
Messenger RNA from Gaeumannomyces tritici R3-111a-1, 1853 nucleotides. RefSeq lists its product as hypothetical. Lineage: Eukaryota; Fungi; Ascomycota; Sordariomycetes; Magnaporthales; Magnaporthaceae. The record is from RefSeq and is a predicted model, not a curated record. The transcript has 4 exons. The coding region runs from base 168 to 1742 and encodes 524 amino acids.